Galendromus occidentalis (western predatory mite) is the source of this 1269-nucleotide messenger RNA. Its product is annotated as dehydrodolichyl diphosphate synthase complex subunit nus1. The record is from RefSeq and is a predicted model, not a curated record. NCBI's taxonomy places the organism in Eukaryota, Metazoa, Arthropoda, Arachnida, Mesostigmata, Phytoseiidae. Gene Ontology annotation, cellular component: endoplasmic reticulum membrane; dehydrodolichyl diphosphate synthase complex. The coding region runs from base 414 to 1163 and encodes 249 amino acids. The transcript is spliced from 5 exons. Gene Ontology annotation, molecular function: ditrans,polycis-polyprenyl diphosphate synthase [(2E,6E)-farnesyl diphosphate specific] activity.
UUUGGCGAUUGCCACACAUAUGCAGUUGUUCGCCUAUCCUCUGCAGCGCUCUCUUGGAAUAUACGGCAGGGUGUUCUUGAGCGGCGGAGCUACGAGGUAGUGUCCUGUCUUCCCUGGUGUGAUGUGAAGAACCACGAUCAGCUGGACAGCUCCUCGGAACAACGCGCUCUCACCGAGACCCGAACGAUCGACGAGCCGGCACAACGAACCUCUUGGAAGUUGAGGUCCAUAAGCGAUGCGAUGACUAUCCGAUGGUCCUGAGUCGGACCAGUCCUCGCCUAGGCGACGGCCAGCCAUAAUCCGCCUCUUUGGGGCAUCGACGGCAUUCUGUCAGAACGUUUGGAUCGGCAACGCUUUCAUCCCGUCCCGGGAGGUCGUCGGGAGCUGAUCAGUGCUUAUAGUUUCUUAUUACCAUGGCUGCAAAGAACAAAGAUAAGCCUUCGGUAUUCAGCCGCUUCGCCGUAGUGGUUCUAGCCGUUUUGUAUAGAAUGCUCACGCUACAUCAGUAUAUGAGUUUCGUGUUCUACAAAAUGAAGCAUGGGAUUCGAUACCUCUGGGAACGAUGCCCAGAAAAGCUGCUUCACAAUAUUCAGAAGAGACCAGAUCAUUUAGCGAUCGUCUUCAGUGAGCCCGAGAUAAGCUUCGGCGAUGUUGCCAAACUCAUCUGUUGGUGUCAUGAAGCAGGAAUAAAUUAUGUGACGCUGUAUGAGCCGAGAGGAAUCCUCAAAAAGUCAGACGAGAAACUACUCCGCAGCAUCCAGAAGCUCGCGCCGAGCAAAUUCAGUAUCAAGUUCCAUUCUUUCAGCUCGGCUGACCACCAAGAAGUCGAUUCAAUCGACGCAGUUCGGGAGGAAGUUCACGUCCACUUGGCAGCAGCCGAGGACGGCCGAGGAGCCAUCGUGGAAGCUGCUAGAAAAUUGCAUCAAGUUCAGACAGGAGUCACCAUGAAGAGUGUUGAUAACAUGCUCAAAGUAACCUGUGAUUGGCCAGAACCAGAUCUGUUAAUACGUUGCGGUGGUCUGAAUUCGCACCUCGGUUUCCUGCCCUGGGCUCUGCGUUUGACUGAAUUCGCGGAUCUGUACUCUCAUCACCGACUUUUCCCAAGCGAGUUCCGAGACAUUCUCGCCACGUUUUCGAUCACAGACAGGCGUUGUGGUCGGUGAUUCCUUGUUGCUCGAUCAGUUGAUUUUACGGUGUUCGCAUUGUACACAAAACUAUAUCAUCAUCAAUAAACACACAUACAGCGCAGGGAGGCUGCUUACGCGAGCU